This is a messenger RNA of Trichophyton rubrum CBS 118892, 3807 nucleotides long. RefSeq lists its product as uncharacterized. NCBI's taxonomy places the organism in Eukaryota, Fungi, Ascomycota, Eurotiomycetes, Onygenales, Arthrodermataceae. The record is from RefSeq and is a predicted model, not a curated record. Bases 1130 to 2161 code for a protein of 343 amino acids. The transcript is spliced from 2 exons. Gene Ontology annotation, cellular component: mitochondrial membrane.
CAACGACAAGGAAGAAAGCCGACAACAAGUAGGGGAAUACGACGACCCGAAGGACGAAAGGAAGACAAGGAUAGCUUUGGGAUGCAGUGAUCGGGUGUGAAGGGGAGUGAGCUGGGCCUUUUUCUCUUCUUACCCCCUGAUUCACUAUGUGGCUGUCUUCACAUUUGAUGGAUAUGUCGAUGGAGUUGUGAUUGGUGGCUUUUCGUCUGAUAUAUAACAAUACAGCCAUUUGUUAUAUCGGCUGUGUACUCGCGACAAUGGCUUCAAAAGAGGGACCUUCAGAGGUCCCAAAGCUGGCGCCAGACCUUGAGAUUGUGGGAGAUCAGGUCAGAAUUCAGCCUACCGGAUUUACAGCCGGGAUCGAGGAAACAGAUGGCAUUACCGAACGCCGGUUGAUGCACCAGAUGGGCAGAUUUCGAGAGAACCCUUUUGAUUUCUUACGAGAAAUCAGCCUCUUUGUGUCAGGUACCGGGUGGCGUGCAUACGAUGAUUUUAUUGGUCAGCCCAUCUUCUACUCUGGCUUCUCUGAGAAGAUGAAGUCGUCUGUAGCAAGUCACUCGCUGCUAGUUGGCAAGAUUGAAGAGCUGGCAGAAUCGCGGGUUAAGACUGAGGAGGUUGAAGGGCUACUGAGCGUUACUGCGCCGGCGAGUUCUAAUGGCGGACCUAGUGUUGAUGCACGGACUAGGAGAAAGGAGGAGAUCGCGGCUAGUCUGCGAGAGGUUGUUGAUACCAUGAUGGAUAACAUGAUUUGCAAGAUGGAGAGCAAGUCAUUUAUCCGAGGAGCAUAUUAUAUUACUACUCAGAUCCUGACUAGAGCGUAUCAUCAAGGUAGGUCAAAUGGUUAUUGUUUCAUGCAUGAAGACAUCCAUCUUUGCUGAGCGCAUAGAUUGACUGGUAUGUCUUAGGAAUCCAUGUUUCUAGCGAGGAGGUGCUGAGGCUUAGGAAAGUCGCUGAAGAUGCAGCCAAGAGAAAACAAUCCAUUGUAUUCUUACCUUGCCACAAAUCCCAUGUCGACUAUGCAUCCCUUCAAGUUAUCUGCUAUCGGCUAGGGAUAGCUCUCCCGGUUGUGGUUGCUGGAGACAAUUUGAACAUUCCUUUGCUCGGGAGUUUCUUGCAGCAUGCUGGUGCUAUGUGGAUUCGACGCAAGUUUGGAAACGAUCCAUUGUACCAUGCUCUUGUUCAAGCAUACAUUGAUACCCUGUUGAGCAACGGCCAUAACUUUGAAUGUUUUGUUGAAGGCGGCAGAUCUAGAACCGGAAAACUCUUACCGCCCAAAUAUGGUAUUCUUAGAUAUGUUUUGGACAGUGUUGGCUCUGGCCGUGUGGAGGAUGCGCUUAUAUGCCCUGUCAGCACUCAGUACGACAAAGUUAUCGAGACCGAGUCAUAUAUCAGCGAGCUUCUCGGUCAACCGAAACAAAAGGAAAAUCUACGGGACUUUAUAUCCGCUUCCUCUGUUCUUUCACUGAAGCUAGGCCGGAUUGAUGUUCGGUUCCAUGAACCAUGGAGCUUAAAGCAAUUCAUUACACAGCAGACUACCAAAAUACACCAUAUGCCUACUAAUGAGAGGAAUCUGAUGGCAACUAUCAGUCAAGAGGAGCGAUCAAGAAUCCUACGCACUUUUGGCUAUCGUGUCCUUUCCCAGAUCAAUGACGCUUCGGUCAUCAUGCCCACCGCUCUCGUGGGCACCGUCCUUUUAACGCUAAGAGGUCGAGGUGUUGGUAAAGCUGAACUAUCCCGAAGAGUGGAUUGGCUAUGUCAUCGUGUCAAGGAAAAAGGUGGGCGGGUUGCACAUUUCUACAGAGCACCAACAACACAUGUUGUAGAGCGUGCCCUAGAGGUAUUGGGUCCAAAACUUGUGGGCAAAACGGCUGGACUGGCGGAAGAGACAUAUCAUGUCGUUGAUCGGUUCCAAUUGUCCUUCUACCGGAACAUGACCAUUCAUCUAUUUAUCCCCGAAGCCUUGGUAUCCGUCGCCCUGUACAGCCGAGUAAAGAAAGGCGGUGAACCAUCUAACCAGCAGAUAACUUAUGAUGAGCUUCUUACUCGUGUAUCAUUCCUAUCGCAGGUUCGUAUCCCAUUAUAUUUUACGACAAGGAAUAUGACGCUAAAUAGAUAUGAUAGCUAUUCCGAGGCGAGUUUAUCUUCCCUCCAGAGGGGCUAACGGCAAACUUGGAGAAAACACUACAUGGGCUGGAAAGAGGAAAUGUGCUCAAGGUUACCAAAGACGCAUCAAACGUUCCACAGAUGAUUGAGCUCAGUGAGCAUGAGAGAAACUGUGGCCGUGAAAACUAUGACUUCUAUUGCUUCCUGCUGUGGCCAUUUAUUGAAGCGUGCUGGCUGGGAACUGUUUCCCUGAUAGGCCUAACACCGCCACUUACAGACCCGACAAAUGUCUGGGUUGACAUGAAUAAGGCCCAGAGCAAUGCUCAGCUGGUAAGUUUAUGCUUGGGAUUAUUGAUUCCUUUCUUCACUUUAUUGUUAACAAGCGGUUACAGCUCGGGAAAACGCUAUACUACCAAGGUGAUCUCUCUUACAUCGAAGCUGUCAACAAGGAGAUAUUAAAGAACUCCUACCAGCGAUUUGAGGAGGAAGGCAUAAUUAUCACCGCUAAGAGCAAGGAAUCUCCUCAACCGCCAACGAUGCGAGUUUCGCCUGAAUGGGCACCCGAAAGAGACCCCGAGACAGGCAAACUACUUCCACACGGAAAACUAUGGGAAUUUAUUCGCAUGAUUGCGCAAUCCCGUCGUGAAGGGUAUGUGGAGGACUCCAUGCAUACCGAGCUCAGCUAACGUGCACAUACAGAAAAAACCGUCGUGAUGGAGAGACCAUCUCCUCCCGCGUACUAGAGCUCAGUGAGGCUAUGGGAAGAACACUCUUUCAGGCAGUACACCCAGUCAAACCCGCAUCUGCCGACGGGGAGAUUGAGCUAUCUUCGCAGAUACAACGGCGACGAGCAAUUGAUACCGCAUCGAAGCUGUAGUACUGCCCGCGACCCUUGUCGAUGUAGAAUGUAAUAGGCCGAAAUCGAGAUAUGCCAACGAAAAAAUGUAUAUAUGCACAACGAUCUUAACAGCACACGUUACAUACCCCUCUUUUAUCCGUGUAAUAUGGCGCGAUGCAUUUGAGAUAGGUACCUGUAGAAUCCUAGUUAACAUAAUGCGUAAUGACAUCCCAAGACUCGUUUUCGCUCGGUUCACGUUUGCAUAGGAGGAGGCCGUACUUGCCGAGCCACGCCCUUGUCGGUAUGUACGAACCCGCCUCCCCUACGGAGUACUCUGAAAGCAUCGCGGUCAUCGCUAUCACUCGAUUUAAUGGCUGUAUGUAUCAUCGUUGCAGCUUGUACCAUGGCCCACAGAUGAUAGAGUCACCUCGUUGUAGCAUCAGCAUGUAAACUUAGCGCACCAUGUGCGACCCUGGGGUCGACCAGAACAAAUGGUCUGGUCAUGCAUAUCCUAUCAAAGCAUGCAAGGUUAGCACAAGAACGGGUUCAUCCGAGCAUCGAAGUCGAUCAUCUUCCAAGGGGCUUUUGCCCAUGCCACUGUCCAGGUUUUGGUUAGUUAUCCUUUCACCUGCUAAACUUGCUGAUUAUUGGAUAGUUAAAUGAAUGCAUACGUACUCAAUCAUCUCUCACCAGGCAGCCAAAAAGAUGGCGCUAGAGACUUGCUAACCUACAAAUUGAGCUAUCAUCUUGGUCUCAUCUUCGACUUUACCUCUCGUCGUCGUCGUCUUUCAUCUUAUCUUUGAUCUUAUCAGUUCCAUCUUAUCGCCAUCUUUCCCCGACUAUUACCACGUGACUGAUUAAUCAUC